UUUUUGAAAUCUUUAAAAACAUCGAUAAAUCGACGUUUCUCCACCUUAGCCCCUGGUCACAUAGCCAGAAAGCCGUAUGAAAAUCGAGUAAUAUUCGGAGGCCAUGCCAUGAAAAUUAUAUUUUAAUCCUGGCAGUGGCGUUAACCCGUUCCAACGGGGCGGCCAAAUAAUUCUUCCCUCUUCACGGAAGGAAGUAACUUAAUAUUUAAAAAAAAAAAAAAAAAUAUUUUAAUCCAUCGGGCGACCAUGCAGUUCUGCGGCUUGCAGCGGCGUUCGUAAUUUGCAGCUGCUGCAGUUGUCAAUCGCACAACAAAGUGCAAGCACGCGUCCCCGUUGCGGAAUCUAGCACCUGGAUAGCCACGAUGACACCAUUCGACGACUUUGUCUAUUUGAUCAAUCAUGUACUGUUGGGAGAGGAGCCGACAAUCGAAGACUUCAUUUUGCUGGUUGGCACACUGGUGGCGUUUAUAGCCUUCAUCCUGUGGUGCUGCUUCCCCAUACAGCCAAAGCAGGAACCUGGUCCCCAUCGCCAGUUUACAUGCAAGAUUAUACAGAAUCCCAUCAAGGCCUUCGACGCCGCCACCAGCACCGACGACUCACCCAAACCAGGAGGUGGGUCCGGAGCUGGUAGCUCCACGUCCAACAUGCAGUACAAUAGUAGCAGUGGCAGCGGAAGCUAUAGCAAAAACGGCACAGUGGCCAUGCACAAUUACUACGUUAAGAACGGACACCAAUGCUGCACCUAAUAAUUGGCCAUCCUCACUAGCGACACUGUCCAUGUCCAAGCUUGGACAGGAUAUUAUGUUGCACGCAAGCCGCCUUUAGUUACCAUAUGCAGAGCACACCUAUCCGUAUGCGAAGGCAUAUCGAUCGAGAUUUGUGCCAAUUGGUUCGAGAGAUUGUUAGAAGGCAGCUAAAAGGUGUCAGUUCGAACUACAGGCACAUUUGAAUUGUAAUUGAUCAGACUGAUUUGUUUAUUGAACAUGAGAAGAUUGAAAGUGAGACAGGUAGCAAUGUCAAGGCCGCACACUCAUUCGCAGAAGUCCCUGACCAGUUUCUAAAACUUUUUCGAUAUCUAUUAUACAUUGUGUGUGCAUUUGUUGGCAUACCAAAUGAAGUAUGCGUAUUUGUGUAAACAAAAAAAAAACGAUUUAAAGCCAAGCUAGUUAUUGUAAGUAUUUAUUUGUGUAAACGGUUAGGUUAACCCUGUAACUCCAAGCACUUGCCAACACAUUGUGUGCAAACAAAAAACUAAAACCCCCAAAAUAACUAUAAAUUAUGUUUAAUCGAAUCAAGCUUCCGAUCAUAUUUACCUUUAUAAAUUUAUAUUUAAGGAACGUUAUUUAUAAACCCAGAUACACAUUUAUUAAUUAGCUUAGGUAUUUUUAGUAAAAUUGAUUUCAAUUUUUUUUUGUGUGUAAUAAUCUAUUUGAUCUCAUUUAAAUGUAUUAUUUGUGAUGUACUUCGAGAUAUUUCGAAUAUUUCUGAAAUGCGAAUGAAACUAAACUUAAAGACAAACCGCCA
Molecule: messenger RNA, 1524 nt
Organism: Drosophila biarmipes
Lineage: Eukaryota; Metazoa; Arthropoda; Insecta; Diptera; Drosophilidae
Exons: 3
Coding region: 363-746 (127 amino acids)
Source: RefSeq, a predicted model, not a curated record